AUGGCCGGGCACAUGCAAGACACUGAGCCAGGAACAAAUAGCCUCCCUUCCAUCCUCGAGAUCCAUGGCAGCAACACUCCAACUCUCCGACGAGUCCCGCACGCUGCCCGACACUCGUGGAGCAAAGCCCUCACCCGUGCCUUGGCGCUCGCACACCACCACAACACAGAGGCGGCAUGGAAGCAAUUGCUCAUGCUGCCCCAAGCAGUCUUGGAUGCGCCACCGUGCGGGGGCAAAAAACAUCACAAGGCCCUCGCGGCCUACACAUUGGACCGCCUGGCCCGAUGGCACGAAGGGGAGCGGAUGGCUCUGUGGACCAGCCGGCACUCUCCACCCAAACCCCGGCGCCAGAGCCGUACUCCGCAACAGCGGCGGGAACUUGCCACAGGGCUAGCACGUGAGGGCUGGGAUGGCAAAGCCUGUGCUGCCCUGCUGGCGGAAGGGCUUUGCCCCGAGACCCCAGCAACAGUGGAUGCCCUCAAGUGCCUCCACCCACAACAGCCACAUCUCCAACCACCAGAUCCCCAACAGAUGCCGCCCUGUGCUGACAUCACACCUGAGACGGUUGCAGCCGCCCUCCGCAGCUUCCCGGCCGGCACAUCGCCAGGGCCCACCGGCCUCCGGGCCCAGCAUCUUCUGGAUGCAAGCUCGCCUGGAGACACAGACUGCUUCAUCCACGCCCUCACCCAAGUCGUCCUGCUGCUGGCGCGUGGUCAUGCCCCUGCAAGCGUGGCAGUUGGUUUAGCAGGUGCCGGCCUUGUCGCGGUGCCCAAGCCUAGCGGCGGCGUUAGGCCGAUCGCCAUUGGGGAGAUCCUUCGCCGCCUUGUCGGGAAGUGCCUCCUCCGCCAGAUCCGGGACGAAGUGCGCACUUCCCUUUGGCCAGCUCAAGUUGGGGUUUGCGUGCCGGCAGGGGCCGAAACUGCGGUGCACACUGCCCGUGCGUGGGUUCACAGACACGGCAAUAGUGCCGGGAAAGCGGUUGUGAAACUCGACUUCCACAAUGCCUUCAACACUAUCAGCCGCGCUGCCGUGCUGCAGGCGGUGCAGGCCCGCUUCCCCGGCCUCACGCGCUGGGCUUGGUGGUGCUAUGGGGGCCACACUUGCCUUCGUUUUGGGUCCUCCACAUUGACCUCGGCGGGCGGUGUGCAACAAGGAGAUCCACUUGGUCCCCUCUUCUUUGCGCUUGCCAUCCAAGCUCUCGCAGAGGAGCUCCAACAAGGGGUUGACUUGGCGGUGUUCUACCUCGACGAUGGGCUCCUUGCAGGUGACAUCGCUGCAGUAUCCGCAGCUUUGACCCACCUUCAACACCGGGCUGCCUCGCUGGGCCUCACCCUGAAUUUGCACAAGUCCGAAGUGAUUGCGGUGGGGUCGACGUCGCCGGCCGACCUUGAUGGCCACUUCCCAGCGGCAUUGCUGUAUACAGCGACGGGGGCCAGCCGGGUCAUGCGCAACUUUGAGCUCUUGGGCGCCCCCAUUGGCGAUGAUGCUUUCUGCGCUGCCCACACCGUUGGCCGAGUGGAAGCCGCCGAGCGGCUGCUCGAUGGCAUCGCCGACUUGGAGGACCCGCAGAUUGGGCUCCGGCUGUUGCGCCGAGCCGCUGGGCAUUCCCGCCUAGCCCACAAUCUUCGAUGCGCCGCGCCUGGCCCGCAAGGUCGUGCUUUGAGGCACUUCGACGAUCUUGUCCGGACCUGCUUCGAAACUUUGACCGGCUUGCAUCCAGAUGCAGCUCAAUGGGAACAAGCUACAAGAGGGCUUGGGCACGGCGGCCUGGGGUUGCGAAGCACGGUGCGGGACAGCGCUGCUGCAUACCUUGCUUCGGUUGGUGGGUGCUCUGUUGCUUGCACGCAGCUUGAUCCACACUACGCUGCAAUCGCUGACAGCCAUGCCGCUUCAGCUUUGUCCACCUACAAUCAAGUGCUUGGCACGGCGAGCCCCCUCACCCUGGAAACUGCAUUCAGCUUGAGGCAAAAAGCAUUGACGCUGAAGCUGGACAUCGCCUCCUGGGAGCGGCAGCUUGCCUCCUCCACGGUUGCUGGACGUGCAGUCCUCUUGUCUGAGGCUGAGCCGGGAGCCCGAGCUUUCCUGGCCGCUUUGCCUGGCGGUCGCACCCGGAUCGAACCUGCUCUGUUCACCACGGAACUUGGCCAAAGACUGGGCAUGACCGAAGCUCUCCAAGAUGGCUGGUGCCCGCAAUGCGACUCUGUGCUUGACCGCUUCUCCUACCAUGCCGCUGUUUGCGUGGCUGGGGGGGGAACGGGUGCAGCGUCACAACGCUCUCCGAGACCUUCUCCACUGGAAAAACCCGGACUCCUUCUGCCACACCGACCUGAUGAUAGCGUGGCUGGGCGACGCCCUGCCGACAUUUUCUUGCCGACCUAUGCUGGCUCUCCAACCGCCCUUGACCUUGCCGUGACGGCGCCAUUGCGGGCGGAGAGCUUGACGGAGGCGAGCAACACUCCGGCGGCGGCUGCAGCAUCUUAUGCUCAGGUGAAGUGGACCCACUUGGACACUGCUGCCGUCUGCGCCCGCCAAGGCCUGAGCUUCAAGCCUCUGGUCCUUGAGUGCGCAGGGGCAUGGGAGAGAGAAGCCGCCAAAUUCCUACGCCACGUCUCAGGGUCCGUUGCUGUCCGGACUGGACAGGACGUGUCCCAGGUACAUGGCAAGCUCUUGCAGGAGUUGUGUGUGGUUGCACGUUGCCACCGCGCCCGUGCUGUGCUUCGACGGCGUGCUGGACUGGCCUCUGCCUCGGCGGCGGACUUUCUUGUGCAACCUGAGCCCUGA
Molecule: messenger RNA, 2781 nt
Organism: Cladocopium goreaui
Lineage: Eukaryota; Dinophyceae; Suessiales; Symbiodiniaceae
Source: the annotation of a GenBank genome assembly